AUGAUGAUGCCACCAAAGAGCACACCAAGCCCGCACGUCAGGAGACAGUCGGCAAAGGGGACGCUCAUAUCCACGCCGAAAUCGAAGAGCGCACCGCUCUCGCCCCUGCUGUCCUCCAGAAGUUCCCUGCGGAGGACCCCCUCCCAGGAGCGAUCUCGCGCCCCGUCAACGGUGUCCAGUGGGAGUAGUAACAACUCAUCAACGCAAUUCUCAAUAUCGAAAAGACGGGCAUUCCUAAGCUCACCGGCAGCCACGGCCACGAGGACCAACAGGGCAACAAUCACGGUCGCUGUGCGGAUCAAACCAACGGCGCCGAACGUGGACCCGCAAUGGCACGCGCUGGGUCCACGGUGCAUUGCACACUGGGACCAGGGGGAUUUCCAAUUCGAUCAUGUGUUUGGACCAACGGCGACGAACGAGGACUUGUUCGCUGAGCUCGGUGGGGGGUUAGUCGAGAAACUGUUUGACGGGUGCAACGCAACGCUGCUCGCGUACGGGACCACAGGGUCAGGGAAGACAUACACUAUGGUGGGUCACAACGACGGGAUAGUGAAGAUGUGCGGGGAUUGUGUGUUCACGAGGAUGCUCAACGCGGCGGACGAGAGACAGGUAAAGAGAUCUGUCACUGUGUCGUACUUGGAGAUAUACAACGAGAAGAUAUGCGACCUGCUGAACUCGAACUGCAGGAACGAGGAACUCAAAGUUAGAGACGACCCGGUGCUCGGCGUGAAAGUCCAUGGAGUCUUGGAACAGAAAUGUGACACGGCAGAGGAGUUGAUGAAGUGGGUCUCCGUGGGGGAAGCUGUAAGGAAGACGGGGAAGACAGAUUACAACAUGCGGAGUUCACGGUCGCACGCAAUCAUCCAGGUGAAACUCAUAACGACCAAUCUGUUGAACGGUACCACUCAUUUCAACACGCUGUCCCUGUGUGAUCUGGCAGGAUCCGAAAAGGCCUCCGAACAAUUGGAGAGGAGGAAAGAGGGCUCAUUUAUUAACAAGUCGUUGCUCGCGUUGGGGACAGUAAUCUCCAAACUGAGUGCAGAGUCAAACGCGCACGACUCGUCGAGACCGUCGAGCGGAUCCUUGAACAAUAGCCAUAUCCCUUACAGGGAUUCCAAACUGACAAGACUGUUGCAGCCGGCACUGUGUAACGACAGCGUUGUCACUGCGAUAUGUACCAUUGACCCAACAAAGGAGGCAAUGACGGAGACAGUGAACACUCUGAGGUUUGCAUCGCGAGCGAAAAACGUCUCCUUGAACGUCUCACGCAAGUCAAUCUCGUACAGACCAGAUAGUCAAGACGCGGAGAAGGAUAAAAGAGUAAGAAGCUUGACCAAGCUGGUAGAGGAGCAGGAUCUUAUAAUAUCAAAUUUGAAGAAGCAACAACAGCACGCGGGGUCCGCUCUGCAGAGACCAAAUUCCCGCACGGCACUACUUGAAGCUGAGAAUAGGGUUCUUAGAGACAAGCUGCAGCACUGCGAAAGACUACUGGAUAACGAUAGCGUCGAGUUACAGGACUCGCAGAUUAUGGAGAUCGUUGAUUUCUUGCCUCCAGAGGUUGGCGUACUUUUGGAGACGAAGUUCCAAAGCCUGGAGUCAGAAAACCGACAGUAUAGAAACUACACAAAACAAUUAGAGGCUAAAAUAGCUUCUGGCGGGGACAACUCAGAUACACCGGCAGCUCUCACUCUCCAAACGAAUUUGGCGGAGAGAGAGAGCAAGAUUCAUGAACUGUUACAAAUGCUCGACCGUAAAGACAAAAUGAUAGACGCAUUGCAGAGUUCGAAACGACUCCGCAACAGGGCAUUGAGACCAAUAGCGGACAACAGCAUCGGCACUGAAACGACCACUGUUCCAAUCAAGAAACAACUUUUGUAG
Messenger RNA from Huiozyma naganishii CBS 8797, 1878 nucleotides. It is a transcript of the gene KIP2, whose product is annotated as Kip2p. The coding region runs from base 1 to 1878 and encodes 625 amino acids. The record is from RefSeq and is a predicted model, not a curated record. Gene Ontology annotation, molecular function: ATP binding; microtubule motor activity; microtubule binding. Gene Ontology annotation, biological process: microtubule-based movement. The transcript has a single exon. Lineage: Eukaryota; Fungi; Ascomycota; Saccharomycetes; Saccharomycetales; Saccharomycetaceae.